This is a messenger RNA of Miscanthus lutarioriparius, 1587 nucleotides long. Lineage: Eukaryota; Viridiplantae; Streptophyta; Magnoliopsida; Poales; Poaceae. The record is from the annotation of a GenBank genome assembly.
AUGGGCGCUAGGCCAGGCCCCAUCCAGCCGUUGGGGGCGUUUCUUCCCCGCGCUUGCACGGAACACACCGCGACACCGCGUGGAAAACACUCUCCUCUGCGUGCACGACUGACCGGGACCGCGACCAGGACUCCCGUCCGUCCGCGGUCCGCCCGAUCCGUCCUCACACGGAGGAGCCUCACAGGCCACAGGCCCACACAGCACAGGCCCACGCAGUACGGCAACGCAGCAGCAAUCCCGAGCCUUCCCUGGCGCGCGGGAACACCUCGACUCACGCACGCCUCCCGUAGUCCCAUACCACCAGGUCUCCUCUCCGGCUUCCCGUCGGCCGUCCCGCCCUUCCUCCCCCCAAACUUCCCGUGCUUACAGGACAGCGAUUUGCAAGGCCAAGAGGGGGGUUUCAAGGAUACCUUCGCUGAGGACCUCUUGGUUCCUGUCUUCAAGGCUUUGAUAGACAAGACGAAGCUGGACCCAAGUGAAGUUGGUGACAUUGUUGUCGGUACUGUCUUAGCUCCUGGGUCCCAGAGGGCAAUCGAAUGCAGAAUGGCUGCACUCUAUGCCGGUUUCCCUGACACUGUUCCUCUUAAGACUGUAAACAGGCAAUGCUCAUCUGGCCUUCAGGCAGUUGCAGAUGUUGCUACUGCUAUUAAAGCAGGACUCUAUGACAUUGGUAUUGCUGCUGGUUUGGAGUCCAUGACUGUGAAUAAAGUUAAUCUUAUUGGGCAAGUGAACCCCAAAGUUGAGCUAUUUUCUCAAGCACGCGAUUGCCUUCUCCCAAUGGGCCUCACAUCUGAGAAUGUUGCACACCGUUUUGGCAUAACACAACUGGAGCAAGAUCAAGCUGCUGUUGAGUCACACAGAAAGGCUGCUGCCGCAGCAGCUGCUGGUAAAUUCAAAGAGGAAAUUGUGCCAGUUCAUACAAAGAUUGUUGAUCCAAAAACUGGUGAGGAAAAGAAGAUCGUAGUCUCAGCAGAUGAUGGAAUCCGAGCAGAUACUUCGCUUGCAGUCCUGUCAAAACUCAAACCAGCAUUUUCAAAGGAUGGCACCACCACUGCUGGGAAUGCAAGCCAAUUGAGCGAUGGCGCUGGGGCUGUCUUGCUAAUGAGACAGGAUGUUGCUAUGAAAAAGGGUCUUCCAAUUCUUGGUGUCUUUAGGACCUUUGCCGCUGUCGGAGUUGAUCCAGCUGUAAUGGGUAUUGGUCCUGCCGUUGCAAUCCCUGCAGCAGUGAAAGCUGCUGGCCUCCAGAUGGAUGACAUUGAUCUUUUUGAAAUCAAUGAGGCUUUUGCAUCUCAGUAUGUCUACUGCUGCAAGAAGUUGGAACUUGAUCCUGCUAAAGUCAAUGUUAACGGCGGUGCAAUGGCUCUUGGACAUCCAUUGGGUGCUACAGGUGCACGGUGUGUCAGUACUCUUCUCAAUGAGAUGAAGCGCCGUGGCAAGGAUUGCCGGUUCGGAGUGAUUUCUAUGUGCAUAGGUUCUGGCAUGGGUGCUGCUGCUGUAUUCGAGCGCGGAGACGGCGUCGAUGAGCUCACCAAUGCUCUCGGGGAAUCCCGACCCAUAACUGGCUUUCCAAGGACGCGAUGUAACUAG